Penicillium egyptiacum is the source of this 1017-nucleotide messenger RNA. NCBI's taxonomy places the organism in Eukaryota, Fungi, Ascomycota, Eurotiomycetes, Eurotiales, Aspergillaceae. The record is from the annotation of a GenBank genome assembly.
AUGGACGGACCGCUCCCAGAGUGCAUUAGCACCGAGGAGAAACAAGAAAAGCUUGCCGGAGACUUGGUAGCCAGCCACUUUCACCAGAGACCGACUUCUAUCAAACUUGCCUCUGUACAAGGAACCUCGAGUAUCACUUUCGAGGUUAUACUGGAAGAUGGCACCAGUCAAAUCAUCCAACUCAGGACAGAGCCCCUAGACAUCACCCCUAUCAUUACGGCUCGACAGCUCCUCGGCUCCUCGGCUCCAAACAUUGAGCCCAUCUCCGAUCCAAAGUUGGCUUCUGAGAGUGUCUUCGCAUUCUGCAUGGAUAGAAUGCCAGGGAAUUCGUGGCUGGAGAUCGAGGGUAGCUGGAAACCCGAUGCCCUCCUCGAAUGUUCAACGUCUCUAGGCCGACUGCUAUCUCAUUGUUUCGUAUCGAGGGACGAAGGAGCAAUCGCAACGUAUAUUCAACCGACCCUCAGAAAAAUUCUCAUGAUGCCCAAUCGCUCUGAAGUCGACGUAUCAUCCUACUUCCCGCUUGUGGAAGAGCUUAUCACUGCUUCCCCUCAACUCAACGAGCUUCCAGGGUUUUUCUCACACCUAGACCUUAACCCAAUGAAUGUGUUUGUUGAGGAUACGGGAAUCGUCCGCGGUAUCAUCGAUUGGGAGGAGUCUCGCACACUCCCCUUUGGCAUUUGUGGCUGGGGGAUACAUUUUCUGGCGGGAGAAUUCUUGACCGUGGACACGGGGGAGAUCGAAUUUACGGAACGACCAAUUUAUGAAGAAAUGGAAACGCGGUUUUGGAAGGCCUUGCUGGAAAAUGCUUCCAGUGAGGCGAAGAUGGAGCUUGAGGGUAAAAUGUCGCUUGUGCAGCUUGCCGUGAUCACUGGAACAAUCUUGCGGGUGUUGGGAAUCUAUACUGUAAAUGGUAUUGAGACCCAAUACAAUCAUUUCAUCUCAACAAUUCGCGCGAAUAAAAUUGUUCCUGUAUUUGUAUUCGCAUUUCUUUAUUCCUUUCGGAAUUCUACACGGUAG